Macrobrachium nipponense is the source of this 2751-nucleotide messenger RNA. RefSeq names its product nephrin-like. Bases 392 to 2695 code for a protein of 767 amino acids. NCBI's taxonomy places the organism in Eukaryota, Metazoa, Arthropoda, Malacostraca, Decapoda, Palaemonidae. The record is from RefSeq and is a predicted model, not a curated record. The transcript has 13 exons.
AUAACGUUGUUUUUUUCAUAAUUGUACAUAAAAAUUGCCAUAAAAAGUGUGAAAAAUAAAACGAACUCUUCCACGGGAUCAAAUGUCGCAAAAACACAACAGAAAAGAGGAUAUCAAUGGAAUCUAUAUGAAGUAGUGUAAAUGACAACUCCUAAAAAACAAAUGAACUUCAUUCCAAAGAGAAAUGAACGUACACAAAACUAUAAAGCAAUUGAGAAAAAGAAAUAGAAAAGGACUAACAAUAACAAACGUGUUGAUGACUAUUGUAACGCGAUGAUGUUGAUGUCUAAUGCCCCGUGACGGGAUGAAUCUGUAGGAGUGGAAAAAAGGCGGCUCCAUCUCUGAGGCAGAAGACGAUGAUCAAAUGACGAUGGUGGCUCCAGCGACCUAGAUGGAGGAGCUCCGGGAAUUGUCGCUGCUUCUCGUGUUGCUCACAAUGAUCCGCUCGACUGUGAGUGGUGUCUUCAGGCAGGAACAGGUGUUCACCAUCUCUCCACACAGCGUCAGAGUGAACGCCGGAGAGGACGUCUUCCUCGAGUGUGUCAUCCAAAACCAACAGGGUAAAGCACAGUGGACAAAAGAUGGCUUUGCAUUAGGUUUCGAGCGCGACGUCCCAGGUUACCCUCGCCACUCCUACUCGGGGGACCCGAGCAAGGGGCAGCACCAUCUGGUCAUCAAGGGCGCCACCUUGGACGACGACGGCGAGUACCAGUGCCAAGUGGGUCCCACUACUGACACCAGUGCCUUGGCGGCCUCUGCUAACGUCACUGUUAUGGUGGCUCCAACCAGCCUGAACAUCAUCAGGGGCGCCGACAGCAGCGUCGUGCAGGGCACAGAGGGUCACAACCUGUACCUGCAGUGCCUCGUCAACGGCGCCAGACCCGCCCCCUCCAUAGCUUGGUACCGCAAUGGUCUCAUGUUGGAUGACAGCCUCCACACGGAGAGGGCUGACCACAUAUCCCCCGAGACGAAGAGAUGGAGCGUCAGGAGUCGUCUCUUGGUGGUGCCAAGUGUUCAAGACGACGGUCAACAGUACACCUGUCGCGCCCUCCAUCCCACGUUCGCCAGGUCCCACAAGGCGCUGGUGGAUUCGGUCACCCUCUCGGUCUUACGUGAGUACCACAGCCCCUUCUGUCUCUGGUGGCACAAGAAAGCGGCCAAUGGGAUUGGUGUCUGGAGGCGAACUCCUGUCCCUAUCCUGCCGAUCCACGGGCGGGAACCCCACGCCCGCAACUCUCCUGGUACAGAGACGGGCGUUUACUGCAGCAGCACCCGAAUAUCACCCACUCGUCGAAGGCGCCGCCUCCAAGACGGAGGAGAGGCGGAAGCCGCCCUUCGGUGGGCGGUGACGGGAGAAGACGACGGACGGCCCGCCCGUUUACGAAUGCAGAGCCCAGAAACGAAGUCUCGCGCGGACUCCAUGCUUGCGGAUGACGUCACGCUUAGCGUACUCUACAGACCGUCACGGGUCGAAAUAACGGGUCCGUCCGUCGCAACGGCUGGUCGGGAGUUCGUCCUCAAGUGUGUCACUUCAAAGGCCAAACCGGUCGCCUCCAUCACCUGGAUGGUUCAUGGCCUCCACAGGGAGAGGGCUGACCACAUAUCCCCCGAGACGAAGAGAUGGAGCGUCAGGAGUCGUCUCUUGGUGGUGCCAAGUGUCCAAGACGACGGUCAACAGUACACCUGUCGCGCCCUCCAUCCCACGUUCGCCAGGUCCCACAAGGCGCUGGUGGAUUCGGUCACCCUCUCGGUCUUACACCCUCCCAAGGCCCCAGUCAUCACGGGAUACACACCAGGCCACAUUCUGAAGGAGGGCGAACUCCUGUCCCUAUCCUGCCGAUCCACGGGCGGGAACCCACGCCCGCAACUCUCCUGGUACAGAGACGGGCGUUUACUGCAGCAGCACCCGAAUAUCACCCACUCGUCGAAGGCCGCCUCCGAAGACGGAGGAGAGGCGGAAGCCGCCCUUCGGUGGGCGGUGACGGGAGAAGACGACGGCGCCCGUUACGAAUGCAGAGCCCAGAACGAAGUCUCGCGCGGACUCCUGCUUGCGGAUGACGUCACGCUUAGCGUUCUCUACAGACCGUCACGGGUCGAAAUAACGGGUCCGUCCGUCGCAACGGCUGGUCGGGAGUUCGUCCUCAAGUGUGUCACUUCAAAGGCCAACCCGGUCGCCUCCAUCACCUGGAUGGUUCAUGGAGUCAAGGUGGCCCCAGUAUCCUCUGUGGUCAGCGAGGCUGAUGGUGGAGGCUGGGUGACCUCUUCUGACCUCAAGUAUCACCUAGAAAGGUCAAUAAAGCUAUCGGAGAUCACGGUGCAGUGCCAAGCGAGGAAUGGUGUCAGCGAAGAGGCCGUCACUGAAACCAGGGUCAUCAGCAUCAUGAAGCCCCCCGGGCAUCCCUUACUGAAGAUAGAGGGCAUGGAAGACUUGGUGGCAGGAGGGCGACUGAUCGUCUUCUGCACCAGCGAGGGAGGCAACCCAAAUCCGGGUAUCACAAUUUACAAAGACCGAAGGAAACUGGUAUCCGAUGUCAUGCAAGAGGGAACCGUAUCCAAAGCGCGGGCGUCGUUUGAGGUCACUGCUUCGGAUAACGGGGUCAAGGUGACCUGUGAGGUCAGCAACCCUGCCCUCAAAACGCCCCUCGUGACUUCCACCAAGAUAAGACUGAAAUGUGAGUGGGAUUAUCCUCAUUAAAGAUUGCAUGGGGCAAGCGACAACCCAGCUAUGGAUGCCGACCUUUUCUUAUCCUU